UCGUUUGCAUACUCUCGUCCCAUAGUGCCCUAUUUUCUGGCCCUCACGCGAUACGGGAUGGAGGAACAAACAGGAAUACCUUCUGCAGAUGUCACGUCGCCCCUCACAGCCUCCUACACCUACCACUCACCAAAGCCCACUGCAGAGGGCCCGUACAUCCUUGGUGUAGACGAGGCCGGUCGUGGACCAGUCUUGGGCCCACUCGUAUACGGCGUUGCGUACUGCCCAGCGUCUUACAAAGAAGACUUGGACAAGCUGGGCUUUGCUGACUCAAAGACACUGAAUGCCUCGACGCGCUCGUCGCUGCUGGAUACGCUCUCCUCCGACCCUGCGAACAUUGGUUGGUCAGUCCGUGUACUCGCACCACAAGCCAUCUCCGCGGGCAUGCUCCGGCACCCGCCAAUCAACCUCAACCGCCAGUCCGAAGACGCAACAAUCCUCCUCAUCCGCGAGGUCCUUGAGAGUGGCGUCAAACUCUCGGAGGUGUACGUCGACGCGCUCGGCCCACCCCAGGCGUGGGAGAAAGCUCUCAGCACGAUGUUCCCUGGCAUCUCCUUCACCGUCACCGCCAAGGCGGACAGCAAGUUCAAGAUCGUCAGCGCGGCCAGUGUGGCAGCGAAGGUGACACGUGAUGCGUGGAUCGAGGGAUGGAUGUUUGAGGAAGCGUAUGUGUCAGAAGAAGAAGAGGAAGAGGAAGAGGAAGGGAGUGCAGAGAAGGUUAUGGAUGAGACGAAGUGGGGCGGACCUAUUGGAAGUGGAUACCCAGGAGACCCUAAAACUGUGGCGUGGAUCCAGUCAUCGCUCGAACCGACAUUCGGCUUCCCCUCGUUAGCGCGUUUCUCUUGGACUACGAUCAAGGUCGCCCUCGAAAAGCAUGCCCACCCUGUGGAAUGGUGCGUCUCACUUGCGACGACGCUUGGCCAUACUUUGAACCUUUCGUAG
Messenger RNA from Phanerochaete carnosa HHB-10118-sp, 942 nucleotides. RefSeq lists its product as uncharacterized. Gene Ontology annotation, biological process: mismatch repair; DNA replication, removal of RNA primer. The coding region runs from base 58 to 942 and encodes 294 amino acids. The transcript is spliced from 4 exons. Lineage: Eukaryota; Fungi; Basidiomycota; Agaricomycetes; Polyporales; Phanerochaetaceae. Gene Ontology annotation, cellular component: ribonuclease H2 complex. The record is from RefSeq and is a predicted model, not a curated record. Gene Ontology annotation, molecular function: RNA-DNA hybrid ribonuclease activity; RNA binding.